Molecule: messenger RNA, 2561 nt
Organism: Saimiri boliviensis boliviensis (Bolivian squirrel monkey)
Lineage: Eukaryota; Metazoa; Chordata; Mammalia; Primates; Cebidae
Gene: CDCA7L
Product: cell division cycle associated 7 like
Biological process (GO): regulation of DNA-templated transcription
Cellular component (GO): nucleus
Source: RefSeq, a predicted model, not a curated record
ACAACUGCAGUCCCCUCUCGUGCCGCCUGCGAAAAGAAGUUCAGUGGCUGCGAAGUUGAAACAGUGAUCGGAGCCACGAGGCUCAGCGAGGUGGUGUCGAGCGGGCAGCGCGACGCGCUCCCCCUGUCCCUGGCGCGGAGUGCGCCCCUCCCGGGUCCCGCCCGAACUCCGGGCGGAGCGCGCUGCCUGCUCGGCCCGGGGAGUUCUCGGUGCGUCCGGCCCGUGGCGAGGCCCGGCUCCCGUGGCCGAGUGGUUGGAGGAGACUGGAGCCUUUUUAGGAAGAAUGGAGUUGGCGACUCGCUACCAGAUCCCUAAAGAAGUGGCUGAUAUCUUUAACGCCCCCAGUGAUGAUGAAGAGUUCGUGGGCUUCCGAGACGAUGUUCCCAUGGAAACCCUCUCGUCAGAGGAGAGCUGCGAUAGUUUUGACUCACUGGAGUCAGGGAAACAGCAGGAUAUGCGCUUUCAUUCCAAAUACUUUACGGAAGAGCUAAGAAGAAUUUUUAUAGAGGACACUGACUCAGAGACUGAGGAUUUUGCAGGAUUUACACAGAGUGAUCUGAAUGGAAAGACUAACCCAGAAGUAAUGCUCGUGGAGUCAGAUUUGAGUGAUGAUGGCAAAGUAUCUUUGGUGAGCGAGGAAGAGGAAGAUGAAGAAGAUAAGGCUACCCCAAGAAGAAGCAGGUCUCGAAGAGGUAGUAUUGGUCUUCGAGUAGCCUUUCAGUUCCCCACUAAGAAGCUGGCCAACAAACCAGAUAAAAACAGUUCUUCUGAGCAGCUGUUUUCCAGCUCACACUUACAGAAUGAGAAAAGAGCAGUUCUUGGAAGAAAGAAAGGCCGUCGACAGGUGAUGCAAAGGGAAGAUUCUACGUCUGAGUCUGAGGACGACUCUCGGGAUGAGAGCCAGGAGAGUUCGGAUGCUCUGCUGAAAAGGACCAUGAACAUCAAGGAGAACAAAGCCAUGCUUGCUCAGUUAUUGGCAGAAUUGAACUCAAUGCCAGAUUUCUUCCCGGUACGAACCCCGACCUCAGCUUCUAGGAAGAAAACAGUGAGGCGGGCCUUCUCAGAGGGACAGAUCACACGGCGCAUGAACCCGACCCGGAGUGCGCGGCCUCCUGAGAAGUUUGCUCUAGAGAACUUCACCGUCUCAGCCGCCAAAUUUGCAGAAGAAUUUUACAGUUUCCGAAGGAGGAAGACAAUUAGUGGGGGGAAAUGCCAGGAGUACAGACGACGUCACCGUGUAUCUUCUUUUCGGCCAGUGGAGGAUAUCACCGAAGAGGACUUAGAAAAUGUUGCCAUAACUGUUCGAGAUAAAAUCUAUGAUAAAGUUCUGGGUAACACGUGCCAUCAGUGUCGACAGAAGACCAUCGACACCAAGACGGUGUGUCGGAACCAGGGUUGCGGUGGUGUGCGGGGACAGUUCUGUGGACCAUGCCUGCGGAACCGCUAUGGGGAGGAUGUCAGGUCGGCCUUGCUGGACCCGGAUUGGGUGUGUCCUCCCUGUCGUGGGAUCUGCAAUUGCAGCUACUGUCGGAAGCGUGACGGCCGCUGUGCCACGGGAAUCCUCAUUCAUCUGGCCAAGUUUUAUGGUUAUAACAAUGUUAAGGAGUAUCUGGAGAGCUUACAGAAGCAGCUGGUAGAAGACAAUUAACAGGAAAAUGGAACUAGCCACCUCUCCAUAGACGACUUCAGUGAGACAUGCAUACCAUUUGUGCCUAAGAUUUUUUUAUAGUUGGGUUUUUAUAUAGAAAUUCUUCAUAAAGAUUACUGUUUCUAAGUACUAUUUUUUUUAAAAAGAUUGUUUAUAUGCUUACAGAGAUUUCUCAGGAAGACAGCAGAGCAGAGGAAUCUAUAUAGUUGUAUGCGCAGACCUGUUUAUAUGCUGUAUUUUGUUAAACGUAUCUGCCAAUGAUUAAAAAGCACAAUUUAAACUUUAAACGGGGUGGAGUUGAAGUUCAGGUAAGUUAGAAAACAUUGUAUGAGCAGCUCCUGUUGAUCUUUCGCUUCCCAAACAGUAACUCCAGGCCAGGUUUUGUAUAGGGGUCCUAUAUCCUUUAGUUUGCCUUAGCAUGAGUGACCACAGUUCAGCAGACCACACGUAUCAUUUAACCUGUUCCGGGUCAUUGGAAGUUUAAACUGAACAAAGUGCAAUUUAACCACAGAACAUGAGAGUACUACAGUUUUGUUUUUAUGAAGACUUGACUGAACAAAAGGGGACCGUCAAUGUUGUAGACACUGGAGGGCUCGGAGUACCAGUGUUUGUCUUCAGGACUCACCUGGUGCCUGCUGCUUCGAUAUUUUGCAAAAGAAUGUAGGGGGUAAUAAUUUUUAAUUUAAUUUGCUGUUUAAAAAUGCCCCUUCUUUCUUGGUGGCUGCAUUUCUUUUGUAGUUGUAUGUUGACACGUACUUGUGUGGUUUUUUUUGAGAUGGAGUGCAGUGGCAACCUCCCGGGUUCACAUGAUUCUUCUGCCUCAGCCUCCCACAUAGCUCAUGCCACGCUAAUUUUUUGUGGAUACGGGGUUUCACCCUGUUAGCCAGGAUGGUCUUGACCUCCUGCCUCAACC